This is a messenger RNA of Dipodomys ordii (Ord's kangaroo rat), 2889 nucleotides long. RefSeq names its product testis expressed 11 (gene Tex11). Gene Ontology annotation, cellular component: central element. The transcript is spliced from 29 exons. The record is from RefSeq and is a predicted model, not a curated record. Bases 1 to 2889 code for a protein of 962 amino acids. Gene Ontology annotation, molecular function: protein binding. NCBI's taxonomy places the organism in Eukaryota, Metazoa, Chordata, Mammalia, Rodentia, Heteromyidae. Gene Ontology annotation, biological process: reciprocal meiotic recombination; meiotic cell cycle; male meiosis chromosome segregation.
AUGAAAAUUGUUGAAAACAUUGUCUUAUGCACUGAUGUACCUCGAAUACAUGAAGCAAUUGAGAGAAUGUUCAUGGAUGUACCAAAUAUCAACAGAGCAUCUAUGGCUGAUUUGCAGGAUUUUCAGAUUGAAGGAAUGGCAGUGAACCUGUGGAAUUGGGCAGUUACCAACAAAGUACAAUUAUAUAUGAAUGAUGAGCAAACAGCUAAACUGUGUCAUAUUGCUUGCAAGUUGAUUUGUAUGUGUGAUACCUCACUGGCUUCAGAAACAACUGUUCAGAGACAGAUUUUGAUGAAUAUAAAAGCUGGAAAAGGAUGGAUGGAUGCUGGAAAUGCUCUGAUUGCUGAUGGGUUUUUUUACUCUGCCAUGAGUAGGCUGGAACAAUUUUAUGCCAUAUUAGUUGACCAGUGCUGCACUGAAACCCAUUUGCUCAUUCAGAAGGUUGUUGUGGAGAAGGAAGUUUUCAAAGUACUUACUUACCAAGCAGAAUCAGCAGUCAUUCAAGGGAAUUUUCAAAAAGCGUCUGGUUGUAUAAUGCGAUGUAAAGAUAUGUUGAUGAGGCUCCCCAAAAUGAUCGGCUAUCUUCAUGUGCUCUGUUACAAGUUUGGAGUUCAAACCCACAAGCAGAAUAAAUAUAAUGAGAGUACAUUCUGGUUGAGCCAAAGCUAUGAUAUUGGGAAGAUGGAUAAAAGUUCUAUUGGACCAGAUAUGCUGGCUAAAGUUCUGCGGUCCCUAGCCACUGUUUAUUUUGAUUGCCAUACUGGAGAAUGUUAUACUAAGGGCAUCAUUGCUAUUAAUCUAGCAAACAAGGAAUUUUUACAUCCAGAUGGGCUUUUCUUAAAGAUGAAAAUCCUAUUGAAAGCUGAAGCAGCUAAUGUCGAUAUCCUUGAAGCUGUUAGAGAAGUACUACGUUGUGAAAUGAGUAUUGACUUCUGUCUUAGCAUUGCUAAGCUGCUGAUGGAUUGUGGAAGAGAAUCUGUUGGAUUUGUUUUCCUGAAGAAAAUCUGUGACCAUUUCAAGUCAUCAGAACAUGUUGGGAAAGCGAAAUUGUUCCACAUUGACAUGCUUUUACAAAGAAAGGAAGAUCUUCUUGCCAGGGAAAAGAUUGAAGAAAUCAUUCAAGGUUACCAAAUGGGAAGACCACUGAAAACAGAAUUACUAGGCUGGUUACACAACAUUCUGUGGAGAAAAGCUGCCCGAAGUUUUGAGGUAAAAGUUUUUGCUGAUGCCCUAAACUGGUACUGUUACUCUCUGAAGUUUUAUGGAUUUCAAAAAACGGAUCUGGAUGUGGCCAAGCUACAGAGGAACGUGGCUUCCUGUUACCUGAAUUUAAGAGACUUUCAUAAGGCUAAACUGGCAGUAUUAGAGGCUGAACGAUUGGAUCCUACAAACAUUUUCACUCAGUUUUAUGUAUUCAAGAUUGCAAUUCUAGAGAACAACUCUGACAAAGCUUUGCAGGCAAUUGCUGCUUUAGCAUCAGUACUGAAACAGGAAGAACUGAGAAAUAAUGACCUGAUUCUAAGUGGAAUUUCACCUACCUCACUCAUAAAUUUAGCUGCCCAGUUUGCUCUUGCGAAUGGACAACGAGUUGUGGCAGGAAAAGCUUUGGAAUAUUUAGCUCAACACUCAGAAGAUCCAAAACAAGCACUUUCAUCUUUAAAGUGUCUGUUUCGUCUUGUUCUUCCAAAGUUUUCUCAAAUGCCAGAAUCUGAAAAUAAAAAGAAUGAAAUGAAUAGACUUAUAACUUACUUCAAUACAGCACUCCUGAAACUUACUCAGCUUUGUGAUGAACAACAGAAUAACAGAAUUAAUGAAGAUAACAGGAUUAAUGAAGCUCAUUGGUUUCGGAAGAUAGCUUGGAACUUGGCAGCACAGUCUCAGAAAGAACCAAUGAUAAUGAGAGAGUUUUUAAUGGCUUCUUAUAAUCUGUCCCUGCUUUGUCCUUCUGAUAAAGUAAUUCUGAUUGCAAAGAGUACAUGUUUGCUUUUGGCAACUUCAAUUGAUCUUGCACAAGGAAGAAAAGCUGUAACAACUAUUGAAGAGAAUGUGCUAUUGAACCGUGUGCUUGAUCAGAUCCAGAAGUGUAAAGUCAUCUGGAAUCACCUAAAACAAACAGGUACAAACUUCUCACAUCACUCAUUUGAGGCAUUGCUUCUGCUGUAUGAGUUUGAAGCUAAGAUCAAAAUGAAUGACCCAUCACUGGACAGUUUCCUAGAAACAAUGUGGGAGCUGCCUCAUUUAGACAGUACAAUACUUGAAGCAAUCGCAACAUUAGCUAUGGAAAGUCCUGUACACUAUCCUAGCAUUGCACUCAAAGCCUUGAAAAAGGCUCUACAGAUCCACAAAACGAAAGAAUCUCUCAAUGUUUUGAAAUACAGCAAAUGUAUGCAUAGCCUGAUAUUCAUUUUGUUACCAACUAGACCAUUGACUGCAGAGUUCUGUCCCCUGAAAGAAAUUUGGAGCCAUUUUCAAGAUGCUUUGAGCUUCAUUAGCCACAAUGAUGGCUACCCAGAAACAGAGAUUGUCUGGCUGAUGACCAAGUCCUGGAAUAUUGGAAUAUUUAUGUAUACCAAGAACAAGUUAAUAUCAGUUGAAAAAUGGUGUGGCCUGGCAUUGUGUUUUCUGAACCAACUUCGCUUGCUCAAGACACGCUAUGAGAUACGGUAUUACAACUCAGCAUUGAGAAAUGUAGACUUCAUUAAGCUCAAAUAUUUGGUUAUUUGUCCAUAUGCCCAAUUUCAUGGGCAUGUAGCCUGUCUCCUCAGUCCUAGCCCUGCCAUCUUGACCAAGCCCCUUUGGCUGAGCCUCAGUGACACUGGUCGAGUCAUCUAUGGAACCCUGAGCCCUAGUUCAGAGAGCAAGCCAGAUGAAAUCACACCCCAAUACUGA